AUGGCGGAUGGCGGAACAUCGGCCGAUCCGCCUGCAGCAGAGGCAGCGAAACGAGAGGAUUCACAAGAGAAGUGCGAACCAACACCCGAGCCUGUGCAGCUGCCAGAGCCGGGCGUGAAGGUCUCCAAAGACGAGGAGAGCGAGAAACCCGAGAAGCUGGCAGAGGCGCCGGAGAACUUGCCGAAAGAUGAGUUGCCUGACAAGCAGACUGCAAAGGUACAGUCUCAGCGGAAAGGUCCAAACCUUCUGGCCGAACUUGGCCUCAAGGUCACCACCAAGGGUGUUUUGCUGCCAGAGAGCAGGAAGACGCUGUUGCGCCGGCGUCGUGAGAACCGGGAGCUAGCACUGGCCAAUGGCCAGGCGCCGCAGGUUCUCUGCCUCUCAGCUGCCGCCAAGCGAAAAGCACGAAAUCGGGCUGAGCGCAAGCCCCCUGGCGUGCUGUUGGAUGACGUGGAGUCAGAGCUGUUCUAUGGCGCCCAUCAAGGUUCCGUGGCCUCCUGCACGAAGGCCGUUGCCAAAGGUGCUGAUGUGAAUGUCCGGACCAAGGCUGACUUGGACGGCGUGGGCACUGGCGCUUCGGCUCUGCAUGUUGCUGCCGUCCGCGGCCACGAGGACGUGGUAGCUGCACUGCUUCAUGCUGGCUCUGAUCCGCUGGCACUCACAGGACGAGGGGAGACCCCUGUCCAGCUGGCGACGCGCAUGGGCCACGUAGAGGUGGUCAAGGUGCUGCGCUCAUCCGGUGGUACUCCCGCACAUGUCGAAGGAGUCUCGCAAUUGCUGACCAAAGCUCCUCCAAGUUGGCGCGAUGCGCAGCGAAAGAAGCUCCGAAAAGCCUUGGACAACGAGAGUAAGUGGGCUGCGGCUGCUUCCGGUGCUGAUCGUUUUGCGCUGGAGCCUUCCCCGUCCCGGCCUUGGUCCUCUGUCGCGAAGGAGCUUCUCAGAGAGCCCAAUACACCUUAA
Molecule: messenger RNA, 960 nt
Organism: Symbiodinium sp. CCMP2592
Lineage: Eukaryota; Dinophyceae; Suessiales; Symbiodiniaceae
Source: the annotation of a GenBank genome assembly